UUUGGGUUUAUCGUUAGGUUCGGUUUAAUUUUCGCUUAGUUUACGUUUCGCUGAUUUUUGUGUUGUUUAUUUUCGAGCCAGUGCUCGAACGGCCACCACCUGUCACCUGCCAUCCCCAGCCCGCCCCGAUGGCCGCCCCGACGAAGAUCUGCUCUUGCCCGGCGCCGGCUGACCAGGAUCGGCUCAUCCAGUUCACCAACUGCCGCCUGGUUCGCGGCCACCAGUUGCUCCGCGACGAUCUCUGGGUGCGAGACGGGAAAAUCAUAAAUCCGGAGCCGAUAUUCUUCGACGAGCAGUCCAAGGCCCACAGCCGGAUCGAUUGUGGUGGUGCCAUCAUCGCCCCCGGCUACCUGGAUCUCCAGAUCAAUGGCGGCUAUGGAGUGGACUUCUCCUACGACACCGACACCAUCGAGGAGGGCGUGGCCAAGGUGGCGCGCGGAUUGGUGAAGAGCGGCGUCACCUCCUUCUGCCCCACACUGGUGACCUCGCCCAGCGACAGCUACCACACCAUCCUGCCACGCAUUCCCACGGCUGUGCCCGAGGGCGCCGGCAUCCUGGGCAUCCAUGCCGAGGGCCCGUUCAUCAAUCCCCAGAAGAAGGGAGCCCAUCCCGAGAACUGCAUACAGACCAUAGACAAGGGACUGAGCUCCUUGGAGAGCACUUACGGCUCGCUGGAACGCAUCAAGAUCGUCACCCUGGCGCCGGAGAAGGUCAGCGACCCGCAGGUGAUCGGCCAGCUGGUGGAGCGCGGCAUCACCGUCUCCCUGGGCCACUCCAUGGCCUCGCUGGGCGACGGAGAACGGGCCGUCAAGCAGGGCGCCACCCUGAUCACGCACCUCUUCAACGCCAUGCUGCCGUUCCACCACCGCGAUCCCGGCCUGGUGGGUCUCCUCGCCUCGGAUGCUGUGCCCAGCGGCCGGACCGUGUACUUCGGCAUCAUUUCCGACGGCGUCCACACGCAUCCGGCUGCCCUCAGGAUAGCCUAUCGGACGCACCCGCAGGGCCUGAUCCUGGUGACGGAUGCCAUUUCGGCCCUGGGCCUGGAGGAAGGUGUCCACCACAUCGGCCAGCUGCCGCUGGAGGUGAAGCAGGGCAAGGCGUUCAUCGCCGGCACGGAGACUCUGUGUGGCAGCAUCGCUCCCAUGGACGAGUGUGUGAGGAUCUUUCGAAGGGCCACGGACUGCUCCAUUGUCUAUGCGAUCGAGGCGGCCACUCUGCACCCGGCUCAGUGCCUGAAGAUUGAGAAACAGAAGGGCACCCUGGACUUUGGCUCGGACGCGGACUUUAUACUGCUGGACGACGAGCUGCGGGUGCUCUCCACCUGGAUAGCAGGAAGACGUGUUCACCAGACUGCCGCCUAGCUGGGGCAUCUAAUGCUCCCAGCUGCCUCUAAAUGUAACCAAUAUAUUUUUAUAAACCUGCUGCAGGAUAUAUUUUAUACGGCCCCCACCCACGAUUCUCCCAAAUAAAUUGUUCAUGUUUUAUACAUUCCACUAA
Drosophila ananassae is the source of this 1497-nucleotide messenger RNA. RefSeq names its product N-acetylglucosamine-6-phosphate deacetylase. Gene Ontology annotation, molecular function: N-acetylglucosamine-6-phosphate deacetylase activity. The coding region runs from base 129 to 1361 and encodes 410 amino acids. The transcript has 4 exons. The record is from RefSeq and is a predicted model, not a curated record. Gene Ontology annotation, biological process: N-acetylglucosamine catabolic process. Lineage: Eukaryota; Metazoa; Arthropoda; Insecta; Diptera; Drosophilidae.